UCUGCGCUUCCUUUCUCGCUCGUGCUCGAAGUCGCCGGUGCACCGCGCAGGCGUCGCCGUGAGUCCGAGCGGCGCCAGCAGCACGACAGAGCGUGGGCCGAGCGACGCAGGCAGCUGGACCGGGCGCAACUCAGCGACCGGCUCGAGAUGCUGCAGCGGCGGACCCCGGAGCCCGGACCCUCGGUCAAAGAGAGGCUCAGGGCCCUCAGGCAGAGUGCGCUGGAGCGGGAGGCCGAGUACAAGCGGGAGAUACAGAGCAUGGAGACACGCGUUCGAGCCAUGCCCCUGCUGCUGGAACGGCAAGCUGUGGCGGCGGCCCGUCGAAGGCUGGAACAGCAGUACGAGCGCAAGCUGAAGGAGCUGGGACUGAGCUACGAGUGGAUCCGGGAGAAGGCGCAACAACCUCGCGAUCGCCAACCGGAGCGGCGCGUCCUUUCGGCGACGCAGGGGUCGGAGACCGGAUCCCGCUUCCGCCCGGGCGUGGUGCACCGGUGUCCGGCCGUCCGGACUCCGCCUCCAGAAGCGACGGCCGGAGUCGUGAGGCGGUCACGCAGCGCCUCGUGCAGCCUCCGCUCGGCGCUCAGCCGAACCGAGAGCGCGAGCGACUUGUCUGCGUCCCUGCACGAUGGCGAACCCGAGCCCGGUGUUGUGGCAUCUCCACGGACUCCGCCAAGCGAGGAAGAGACGUGACCCUCUACGUGGAGUGCUUAGGUGGCCGUUUGACCUGCACAGUUGUCGGCGUCUUACGCUAGAAACGAUAUACACACGCGUGGUGCUUGGCACGUCGAAUAACCGUUACAUGUGAGGAGGGGGAGGACUAGGAGCCUGGUUCCGACCGAAGUGUAUACAGUGCGGAUCUUAGGAGCACUGCUGCGCACUUAGAUAAGUAAUGCCGACACCUAUUUGAAAGGCAACGUCUUUCUUAGCGAGUUACCCCCGCUUUUCCGUAUCGGGUACCUGGAUUUCUAGUCUUUUUUUUCAUGGGCCGAUCCCGAAGGUAUAGUGUACAGUCAAUAAAUUGGAACAGUCCGACGCUCCUUCUCACGCGCGGGGUAACACGACAUAUUGCCACGCCAAUGCCUCCGAGAAAGUAGGCCGGUGCACUCUGCUUUACGACGUCAUGCUACUAGUGGACCGAAAUUUCCACUGUCAAGCGUGGAGUGACGAAAGCGGUGACGUCAUAAUCACCGUGGCUUACUCGGGCGCAUCGCCAUUAUAUAGAUUCUGCGGCAGUCGUUCAAGGUAGCAUGACGUUGUGGAUCAUACUGCACAGGUCUCGUGCUAUCUAGGAGGCGUUGGCUAUGCCCUGUGACCCCACCCCAUUCUCACCGGCCCCCAACUCGUUCAGGGAGACAUUGUCUUUGAUCGGUUUCAACGGGAGCUUGAAUGGCCUUUCAACUUUUUUAGAACGUGUAUAAACUUUACCACAUGUUUCUUGCACGCAAAAGGUUAAAACUUAGUGAAGGAUUGUGAAGCAUUUACAAGAUAUAUUAAUUUUAUAAUAAAGUUUAUCUCGACAUGCCGAAA
Messenger RNA from Dermacentor andersoni, 1527 nucleotides. RefSeq lists its product as uncharacterized. NCBI's taxonomy places the organism in Eukaryota, Metazoa, Arthropoda, Arachnida, Ixodida, Ixodidae. Gene Ontology annotation, biological process: cilium organization. Gene Ontology annotation, cellular component: cilium. The record is from RefSeq and is a predicted model, not a curated record.